Molecule: messenger RNA, 783 nt
Organism: Paramuricea clavata
Lineage: Eukaryota; Metazoa; Cnidaria; Anthozoa; Malacalcyonacea; Plexauridae
Source: the annotation of a GenBank genome assembly
AUGUUCUCAGUCCAUGGCAUUCCUGACACCAUUAUAUCUGACAAUGGUCCCCCUUUUAACGGAGACGAAUAUGCACGAUAUCUGAAAGCCCUUGGUAUUCAAGCUACGUUUUCAACACCCUACUGGCCCCAAGGUAAUGCUACAGUUGAACGAUUUAUGCGACCGUUAGGAAAAGCGCUCAAGACAGCGACACUCGAAGGACGACCAUGGAAACAAGAAUUGAACCGUUUUCUUUUACAAUAUCGUACCACUCCACAUUGCACUACAGGAGUACCUCCAUCAGAACUGUUGUUUAACCGAGUGAUAAAAGGAAAAUUACCAGUUAUAAACAGCAAGAAGAUUGUCGAUCGACAUAAAGAAGCUCGAGACAAUGAGAAAACACGACAAGAACGCAACCGAGAAUAUGCAAAUCAAAGGAGAAACACAAGAAAAAGUGAUCUACAAGUUGGAGAUUAUGUACUGGUUAGACAAGAAAAGAAAAACAAACUAACUGCGAAUUUUAAUCACAAACCGUAUAAAGUGAUAAAGAAAACUGGUUCAGAGAUACUUGCCCAAAGUAAAGAUGGUCAUAUUGUGAAACGGAACGUGUCACAUUUCAAUCUAAUAAAUAAACCACGAGAAGAAGACACUGAUGAUGAAGGUUGUGAUUAUGAAGAAAACUCGCAGGACAAUCAGCCAUCCAUCAGUAAUGAAAACAACGAAGUACCAGGAAGAUCAAGCCGAAUUCGAAGACCACCGAAUCGAUACGGACAUAGUGAAUAUCCGUCAAAUCUAAUAAACUAA